CCGGCGGCCGCCAUCGGGCGGGCUGGUCGACCGCCGGUCCUGCCGGUCCUGCCGGUCCUGCCCAUGGCGCGGGUCGGAGCCCUGGCGGUCCUGGCCCUGGCCCUGUGCGCGCCGGGCGGGCGGGGCCGGGCGCCGGAGUGGUACUCGGCCUUGGUGAGCACGGAGUACACGGACCCCCGGACCAACCGCACGGUGCGGAGCGGCGGCGGCGAGGGCUCGGGCCAGGGCGGCCGCUACGGGGACAGCUCGCCCAAGGAGGGCCUGCGGGGCCUGGUGGGCAUCCCGCGCUCCCCGGCCCGCCGCAUGGAGGGCUGCGCCCGGGACACCCACUACUACGUGCCCCCUCUCGGCGGGGCCGCCGAGCCCUGGAUCGCCCUGGUCGCCCGGGGCGGCUGCACCUUCAAGGACAAGGUCCUCAACGCCGCCCGGAGGAACGCCUCGGCCGUGGUCAUCUACAACGAGCUCCGCUACGGCAACGCCACCAGCUCCAUGUCCCACCUCGGGACAGGAAAUACCGUGGUAAUCAUGAUUGGCUAUCCCAAAGGAAUAGAAAUUUUGGAGCCAGUGCGAAGAGGCAUUCCAGUAAAAAUGACCAUAGAAGUCGGCACACGGCAUGUUCCAGAGUUAAUAAGUGGUCAGUCAGUUGUAUUUGUAGCUAUUGCCUUCAUCACAAUGAUGAUCAUAUCGCUAGCGUGGCUGAUAUUUUACUAUAUACAGCGUUUCCUGUAUACUGGAUCACAGUUUGGAAGUCAGAGCUAUAGAAAAGAGACAAAGAAAGCCAUAGGUCGGCUACAACUUCAUACUGUGAAACGUGGAGACAAGGGAAUUGAUAUUGAUACUGAAAACUGUGCAGUAUGCAUUGAAAACUAUAAACCAAAGGAUGUUGUUAGAAUUCUGCCUUGCAAGCACAUUUUUCAUCGGACGUGCAUUGACCCAUGGCUUUUGGAUCACAGAACAUGUCCAAUGUGUAAACUGGAUGUCAUCAAAUCUCUGGGAUUCUGGGGAGGUAUUGAGGACACACAGGAAGUAGCAGUUCCAGAAUCCAACCCUAGUACUGUUUCUGUUGUGAAUUUGAGUAUCACUUUACAAGAUGAAGAUAGAAAUGAAAUAAGUGAUAUGCCGUCAGCAUCUACUUGUGAAUCUCUGCCACAAGGUAUCAGUUUUAAAGAAGAUGCAGGUGAAAGCACAGCAUUACUUGACACUGAGGGGCAUGAAGGUUCACGUGGAGAGCCCGCCUCCUAAUGGGAAUUCCCAAAGAGCAGCUUCACAGAAGAGGCUACGGACUGCACUGGAGACCAUUUUAUUUUUUUAAUCUUAAUACGUGUUUGGAAAAUAAUGGAAAUUCUUACCUUCAGAGUUUUCUUGCUCUUAUGCUAAAAGGGCUAAUGACUAAGAUUUUUAUGGAAAGGAUGUUUUAAUGAGUUUCCACACGUUGACAUACUAAAACUGAAAUAAUAAUGUCAAGAGAAUUUUGUAAUGGCAGAUCAUUAGAGAAAUGACAGGGAAAGCAGUGUAAAUACUAGCGCCAGCAUUUGUAACAAAUACCAGAAUAGUUAUGAAAGUGCAAUAAGAGAUUAAUUAUUUUUAUUAAAAUGGAAUGGAGACGGCCACCUUGCCUGCUGUACUUUGAUGUAUAGCUUGACAGUGGCUUUGUGUGUUAAAUAUAAAUAUGUUGACUAACUACAUAGUCUUUCCCUGGAGGAAAGACUUUAGGUGUUUAGCACAUGUCCAAAGACUAGGUAUUUAGCACAUGCACAAAAAUGAGUUUUCCAACACUAUUGAAUAUACAUGUGCAGCAUAUGUAACUUUUAAAUAGAUGGUUUUUAUUUUGGGGUUUACUACUGAGCUUGGGAAACUCUGAGUCUAAAUUUGCAUUUUCCCCAUGCUUCUUUCCUUUUACAUUAGUGAUCCCUUCUUUUGUCAGGGAAAAUCAAUUCACAUGGAAUAUUUCCACAAAUGUGGGGGGUGGCGGAGGAGAAUGUUGCUUCCUCCCCUCCAACCUCUAAACGCCCCCCCCCCCCCACCCUUUCUGGGUUUUCUGCCUCAUGAAAUCUUAGGCUGGGUUGUGUACAUUGUAGUCACAUAUAUCAAUUUGAUUUUCCUACCUCUGUUUUAAGCUUGGGGGAUGUUUAGGCAACAAAAUAUCAGAUGAAAAUGUUUUCUCUUAGAAGGGAAAAGAUGAAUAAGGAGCACAUUCUUGUGGCUUUUUUCAUUAGACCAAAUUGUACAAUGUUUAAUCUUUUAGGAAAAUAAUUACUUUAAAUGUACACUAUCUAUAGACUUAUUUAAUAGCAUCGUGCCUUAGUUUUUGGAGGACAGCUUAUUAACACUGGUACUGUGUGACUGCUUAAUCUCUACAAGUAUUUUCUGUAGCUGAUGGCAAAAACACAUUUAAGAUGACAUACCCAGCUUAUUGCAAAUUUGUGAGAUUGUCACAUAAAUAGUGCUAGUUAUCCAAAUUGAGCCUUUAUAUGAAUUUAUUUUUUACAAAGCAUCUAAUGAUAAAAAUAUAGUUUAUUGAACUUGGCUUUCAAAUCCUAUGCAUUUUAGAAGAUCCUUUACCGAUAGAGAAACUUAUGCCAGAAUGUUCCAGAAGUAUUCGCUAAGUAUUUUGCUUCCUUGGAACAUCUGCUUCAUUAAAACAAGCAAUAGGUUAUUAAGGUAGUUUUUUACUGUUCCUUAUCUUUUGGGGGGAUACAUUCUUUCCAAGCUUUACAAUCAAAUCGGUGGAAGUUUUCGAUGUGGCCUGGUGGAAAGAGCACAGGCCUAGGAGUCAGAGGACCUUGGUUCUAAUCCUGACUCUGCCACUUUCUACUGUGUAACCAUGGGCAAGUCACUUCUCUGUGCCUCAGUUUCCUCAUCUGUAAAAUCAGGAUUAAAUCCUCCUCUCUCCUACUUAGACUGUGAGCUCCAUAUGGGACGGCGAUUGUGUCCAAUCUGAUUAUCUCGUACCUUCUCCAGUGCUUAAUGAAUACCAUUAUUAUGAUGAUUAUUAUGUCUGUGGAGUAUAUUUCCUUUGCUGUAUGCAUUGUGUAGAAGAGAUUUACUAGUAGUCCUUCCCAGAAUAUCUUUUGUUAGCAGCAGACCUUCAGAGAACAAGAAAUUGCCUGUCCAGGUCACAAUUCAGAAAUAUCAAGAGGAUUGAUCACAAUAACUCAUAGCUCAUUUCCAGGAACAUGGAAGUUGAGGAAUUUCAUUCAACCUUGCUGAGGACACAUUUCAUAUA
This is a messenger RNA of Ornithorhynchus anatinus (platypus), 3226 nucleotides long. It is a transcript of the gene RNF149, whose product is annotated as ring finger protein 149. The transcript is spliced from 7 exons. Bases 64 to 1242 code for a protein of 392 amino acids. Lineage: Eukaryota; Metazoa; Chordata; Mammalia; Monotremata; Ornithorhynchidae. The record is from RefSeq and is a predicted model, not a curated record.